This is a messenger RNA of Puccinia graminis f. sp. tritici CRL 75-36-700-3, 1542 nucleotides long. RefSeq lists its product as uncharacterized. The transcript has 9 exons. The coding region runs from base 1 to 1542 and encodes 513 amino acids. NCBI's taxonomy places the organism in Eukaryota, Fungi, Basidiomycota, Pucciniomycetes, Pucciniales, Pucciniaceae. The record is from RefSeq and is a predicted model, not a curated record.
AUGAGUGCCACCGGGCCAAGCUCGCAGUGGGACGACAAUGUCCAGCCGAAAAUCACUCCCAACCCAUACGCGAAGCUUUUGGACCACGUCAACCGAGUCACCUUCCCCGAAUACACCGGUCCGGUCCGCAAGGUUCUGCUCGCUUUCGGCUGCAUCCAUGCCGUCACCGCGCUUGUCUGCAUAACUGUCAUGCUCAUUCCUCUGCGGCGGAGCCCCGAGGCUCGGAAGAAACUUACUUGGCUUUUGCGGAAAAAAUAUGUCGCAUCUAUCUCCACUCCUUACCACGUCAUGAAUAGCGGGCUUGUUGUAGUCGCCGCCCAGCUUAUUUCUAGUCUCGUCUUUGUGACAUACAUUAUUCUUGAUUAUUAUAGUCUCAAUUCGACUUCGUUUGCUCUGAGGGCUUGUCUUCACGUCUGGUUGAAUUCUGGGGCCAUUCAGCAGUCCCGAGCACACCAUAUUUACGUCGUCAUUUUGUUUUUGAAAGUCUCUGCUCCCCAAGCGUGGUCGGUUGUCCUUGUUCUUGGCAUCAAAGGCGAGGCGGACUCUUACUAUGCACUAGCUGCCCACUUGGAGUACGGCUCGGAUAAUUGGCAGCCUGGACAAAGCUCCAGCAACCCGAUUCAUAAACGUGCAGUUUAUUUACUUGGAAAUUACGUAGACCAGGGUAAAUACUUUUCCAAUUGCUGGAUUUGGUCCUCGAGGACAUGGUCGGCGAUCGGCAUUUCACUUGCUCUGUUUUAUGCACUCAAUGUCGCAAACUUGCUCUACGUGCUGAGACAAUGCCUGAAAGCGUCACAGACUCCACACCAAUUCAGUGGAAACGCGAGGCCGGCCGACACACUCGACCAUAACGUUCCGUCUUAUUGUCGCGAAAACCUCGAAUCGCCCACUCCUCGGAUAACUCUUCCCGAAGUCCCGAUGGGCAACUCGAAAAAAUUUCCCCGGUCUAUUGUCGCUCAACCCUCCGUCAAAGAGCUCAAGAAUGGGUAUAUUUAUCUAAUCGUGCACUGUACAAUCAUGCUGUUGGACCUGUGUAUCCACGUCACUACUUCUACAAUAAGAACGGUGCACUACGAACAGUCUAUUGUGGAUAAGGGUUGGAGAUCGAGGACUACCUGGUUAGUGCUACUAGGCUCUACUUUGGCCUCGUUGGCAAUGAUCUUUCACAGUUGGAGAAUCUUUACCGAACGUGACAAAACCAAUGUUCCGGAGCCCAAUCCUGGAAUCCUUGUCCGAAAGUUUCUCACUUCUCAUCGUGAAGGACCCGAGCCAGACUCCAACACGCCCAACUUCACUUUCCAGCGGCAGAAGUCGCACGAAACCGAGCCGAGUAAAACAGACAAACUCGAGCACAAUGUCUUAUCCAAAUCCAGCACACCCACUUCUGAUUGGUCGAUCAACCCGAUGCAACCAUCUCGUUCACCGCCUCAAUUCUCGGCAUUAGAUGAUAUCAAUCGUUAUACAUCAUACGAAAUGCCCCCGAUCAGCGAACGCGACAAGUUGGGCGGUUAUCUUUGCGUUCCAUCUGCUCAUGUUUCGUAG